AUGGCGAACACGGUUGCAGUGAUCGGCGCAGGACCAGUGGGAUGCCUCACUGCGAUUCAGCUAUCGCGCCGAGGACUUCAAGUUCACCUGUACGAAAGCUGCGCGGAAGAAUCUUUUUUUGAUGGCAGUACUGCGCAGCGCAGUAUUAAUCUGGCACUGUCAGUGCGAGGCAUUUCUGCCCUGCGUUCCAUUCCGCCAAAUGAGGAGCAGAUGCAAAGCGGCAUUUCGCUCGCCGACAAGGUGCUUUCUGAGGUCGUACCUAUGUCCGCGCGCAUGAUUCACACCCUGGGAAAAGACGGGUCUGUGCAGCUUGACAGGCAGCCGUACGGCACCCAAGGGGAGGGUAUCAACUCGCUGGAUCGCAUGCGGCUAAACCGACUCUUGCUCGAGCAGGCGCUUGCGGAAGAAAAUGUGCACAGCUUUUUUGAGCAUGCGCUAAUCAACGUGCAGCGCCGUCGCCACAAUGACACUGUCCUGCUUACUUUUGAUGUCGCAGGGAAAGGCAUCGUCGAGACCGCGCAUGUGAUGCUAUUUGGCUGUGAUGGCAUCAACUCGAUGGUGCGCUGCAAAACGACUUCUUCCUUGCGCAUGAAUAUUUCUCAAUCCUACAUCGAUACCGGCUACGUGGAGCUACGUAUCCCUGCAGGGCGUCCACGGGGCGGCGCGUGCAGCUGGAAGAUGGAUCCCAACUGUCUUCAUAUCUGGCCCAAACAUCAUUACAUGCUCAUUGCGUUGCCCAAUACGGACGGCUCCUUUACUGUGACGCUUUUUGCGCCAUUUCCGCUCUUGGAGGCGUGCAGAGAACAUGAAGAAGAAGUCCUCACCUUUUUUAGCACAAACUUUCCCGAUGCGCUCCGCGCCAUGAACGAAAAAGAGCUAGUCCACCAGAUGCUUACGAUUCGUGCCAGUCCGCUUGGCACAAUUCAAUGUGAUCCUUUGGCUGGCGGCUCGUCCAUCGUGCUGCUUGGCGAUGCUGCGCAUGCCAUGGUCCCAUUUUAUGGACAAGGGCUUAACUGCGGACUGGAAGAUGUGCGCGUGUUUAUGGAAGAGUACGACUCGGCCAUGCACGGUGACAAUGCGAUCAGCUUGCUGCAGAAUGUGAAAGGAUCUUUCAUCUAUAGCUACGCGAUGCGUCGCCGCGCGGAUGUGGAUGCAAUUCAGCGUCUUGCACAAGAAAAUUACACGGUGAUGCGUAGCAAAGUUUUGAGCCCGUUUUUUCUUUUGCGCAAGCGACUCGACUUUCUGCUGGCCACACUCCUUUCUGCAGACAGGUGGCAGAAUUUGUAA
Malassezia vespertilionis is the source of this 1287-nucleotide messenger RNA. RefSeq names its product kynurenine 3-monooxygenase (gene BNA4). Gene Ontology annotation, biological process: NAD+ metabolic process. The transcript has 5 exons. NCBI's taxonomy places the organism in Eukaryota, Fungi, Basidiomycota, Malasseziomycetes, Malasseziales, Malasseziaceae. The record is from RefSeq and is a predicted model, not a curated record. Gene Ontology annotation, cellular component: mitochondrial outer membrane. The coding region runs from base 1 to 1287 and encodes 428 amino acids. Gene Ontology annotation, molecular function: kynurenine 3-monooxygenase activity; NAD(P)H oxidase H2O2-forming activity; FAD binding.